This is a messenger RNA of Nycticebus coucang (slow loris), 6020 nucleotides long. RefSeq names its product serum/glucocorticoid regulated kinase 2 (gene SGK2). The coding region runs from base 245 to 1345 and encodes 366 amino acids. Gene Ontology annotation, biological process: protein phosphorylation. Gene Ontology annotation, molecular function: protein serine/threonine kinase activity; ATP binding. The transcript has 13 exons. The record is from RefSeq and is a predicted model, not a curated record. NCBI's taxonomy places the organism in Eukaryota, Metazoa, Chordata, Mammalia, Primates, Lorisidae.
UGGAAGGUCCUGAAGCCAGCUCUCAGCUGGGAAAGCUGGGAGGUUGAACUUGAGCCGGUUUGGGAGACUGGGCAAGUGGGCGACAAGUUGCUCCUGACUGGGAAGGUUGCUCUGUGCGUCAGGAUUGGGCUACAGGUCAGAGGAUCAUGCAGAGAGAGCGGAGGACAGAGCCGAGCUCCAGGCUGCUCCCCAGGACCUGAGCUGGGACCCAGAGCUGCCAGAGCCCAGCUGAUCACUGCCACAGAUGGACACUAGCCUGGCCGGGCCCCCCAGUCCACAGCCCUCCAGGGCCAAUGGGAACAUCCAACUGGGACCUUCAGCCAACCCAAACGCCAGGCCCACAGACUUCGACUUCCUCAAAGUCAUCGGCAAGGGGAACUAUGGGAAGGUCCUCCUAGCCAAGCACAAGACUGACGGGGUGUUCUAUGCAGUGAAGGUGCUGCAGAAAAAAUCCAUCCUAAAGAGGAAAGAGAGCCACAUCAUGGCAGAGCGCAAUGUGCUACUGAAGAAUGUGAGGCACCCCUUCUUGGUAGGCCUGCGCUACUCCUUCCAGACUCCCGAGAAGCUCUACUUCGUGCUCGACUAUGUCAAUGGGGGAGAGCUCUUCUUCCAUCUGCAGAGAGAGCGCCGGUUCCUGGAGCCCCGGGCCCGCUUCUACGCUGCAGAGGUGGCCAGCGCCAUUGGCUACCUGCACUCCCUCAACAUCAUUUACAGGGACCUGAAACCAGAGAACAUUCUCUUGGACUGCCAGGGACACAUUGUACUGACAGAUUUCGGCCUCUGCAAGGAAGGUGUCGAGCCCAAGGAGACCACGUCCACCUUCUGUGGCACCCCCGAGUACUUGGCUCCCGAAGUGCUUCGGAAAGAGCCUUAUGACCGUGCAGUGGACUGGUGGUGCUUGGGGGCAGUCCUCUACGAGAUGCUACAGGGCCUGCCACCCUUCUACAGUCAAGAUGUGGCCCAGAUGUAUGAUAACAUUCUACACCAGCCACUGCAGAUCCCUGGGGGCCGGACGGUGGCUGCCUGCGACCUCCUGCAGGGUCUUCUCCAUAAGGACCAGAAGCAGCGGCUGGGCUCCAAAGCAGACUUCCUUGAGAUAAAGAAUCAUGUAUUCUUCAGCCCCAUAAACUGGGAUGACUUGUACCACAAGAGGCUGAUUCCACCCUUCAAUCCAAAUGUGGAAGGACCUGCUGACCUGAAACACUUUGACCCAGAGUUCACCCAGGAAGCUGUGUCCAAGUCCAUUGGCUGCACCCCUGACACUGUGGCCAGCAGCUCUGGGGCCUCAAGCGCAUUUCUGGGAUUUUCUUAUGCGCAGGAGGAUAAUGACCUCUUGGAUUGCUAGAAGAGAAGCACCUGUGAAACCACUGAGACCAGCUUGGUAUUAGUAAGGACUUACUGUCAGCAAAAUAAUAAUGACCUGAAUGAGAAACAAGUUAAUUUUUUUCCAUCACAUAAAAGAAUAGUGUCAGGUGGUCCAAGGCUGGUAUGCCAUGUCAUCAGACACUCAAAGGCAAGGGCUUCCAAUGUUAGGGUUGCUGCAUUAUCACAAGAUGGUUAUUGGAGCUUUUAUGUUCUGAGCAAGGAAAAAAGAUGAAGGGGGAAGAGCAACAUGACUGUUAAAAGCUUUCCCAGAAACCUCACUGAUGACUCUGCUUACAUCUGACUAACUACCCACGCUUGCCUAGAUUGGAGGCUGCACUGUCUGGCUCAUUAGCUGGACACAUGAUUACCCCCCCAAAAAGGGGUUUUGACAGUAAGGGAGAAAGGGAGAAUGUUGGCUAGGCAACCAGCACUCUUUACCAGAAGGCCUCAUAGUGUUCAUAUUUUGAUCUCAAUGUGCAGAAUGACAGAGAUGUAACACGCUUAUAGGGUAUUAGCCAACAUCUCUUAUUUUUCCAUAUCAAUGGUGUCUUUGUUGUUUUGGGUUGGCUGCCUACUAACUGAACCCCUUCCUAUAUUUAGGGAGUCCCCUACAUUAUAAGCCUUCCAGAAGUGCAAGAACUACCUCCAUUUAGAGUAGCUGAAAAUGCCAGACACUGACUUUCCCAGCUUCCCCUGAACUAGGGCCAGGCACAGUCCCAGGGAUGCACCUACGCCAGUCCUUGACUCAAGAAAGGGACUAGGAGCUCUCUUUCAUGUGUUGAUCGUGGAACAUACCCACAAAACCGAGUUUCUGGUGUAGAAGUAGCAACAACGCAAAUUGUAGCAAUUAGUACAGCAUCAGCAACAGCAGCAGUUUUCUCAUCAGACCAGCACUGCAGUGUCUUUCUGGAAGUCUCAAGACUCACUCUCCAGCUUUCCUAAUGAUGUUCAGAGCUUUAGAUACUUUUUCUUUGAGACGGAGUCUCACUAUGUUGCUUUUCAUAGAGUGCAGUGGUGUCACAGCUCACAGCAACCUCAAACUCUUGGGCUUAAGCGAUUCCCUUGCCUCAGCCUCCCAAGUAGCUGGGACUACAGGCACCUACCACAACACCCAGCUAUUUUUUGUUGUUGUUGUUGUUGUUGUUGUAGUUGUCGUUCUUUGGCAGGCCCAGGCUGGGUUUGAACCCGCCAGCUCCUGUGUAUAUAUGGCUGGUGCCUUAGCCGCAGAGCUACAGGCACCAAGCCAGCUUUAGAUCCUUUUAACACACUCCUUUAUUGCUUCAUUGGCCAAAGUCAGCUUUAGAUCACCUGCCAUGCUUGGCCAGUUUUUGUGCUAAACUCUUUAAUGUCCGUUAACACUUUUCUUUCUUUUUUCAGUUUUUGGCCGGGGCUGGGCUUGAACCCACUACCUCUGGCAUAUGGGGUCAGCGCUCAACCCUUUGAGCCACAGGCGCUGCCCCCCGUUAACACUUUUCAUUCAAACAACCUUAAGGUACGAAUUAUUACUAUCCCCUUUUAACCAAUGAAGAAACAGGAUCAGAGAAGUUGUUCCUUGCUUGAAGGAUGCAUAGCUAACAAGGGCCAGCACUGGAACUUGGUGCCAUAUUUAGCUCUCAGGUUGAAUUUUUAUUUAUUUUUUUUUUUGAGACAGAGUCUCACUUUGUCACUGUGGGUAAAGUGAUGUGGUGUCACAGCUCACAGCAACCUCAAAACUGGUGGGCUCAAACGACCCUCUUGCCUCAGCGUCCCAAGCAGCUGGGACUACAAGAGAUCACCACAACGCCCAGCUAUUUUUGGUAGAGAUGGGGAUCUCACUCUUGUUUAGGCUGGUCUAGAACUCCUGAGCCCAAGCAAUCUAUCUGCCUUGGCCUCCCAGAGUGCUAGGAUUACAUCUGUGAGCCACUAAGCCUGGCCCCCACAUUGAACUUUCAUGCUGUUCUGCCCCUAACUCUGGGUGUUAGGUCCAAGCAAAAUGACUGUCAAAAUCUCUAAUGACAACCGAGACAAGAAAUGGUUGGACCAAGUGAGGUGCUGAGAAAUGGGGUCUCAAAGGAGAUCUAUUCAGCUGGAUGCUGUGCGUGGUCUGAGCCUGGCUGCCAAAUGCAUGUUGUGUAGCAUUCCCCCUCACAUUGGAUGCUCAGGCCUUGGGCAGAGAAGGAGGCUGCUGUAGACUUGGCCACCAGAGCUUCCUGCCCACCCAUGGAGCUCCAUAUGUUCAAGAUUAGUCAUUUCUAUUUUUUUUUUUUUUUCAGUUUUGACCAGAGCUGGGCUUGAUCCCACCACCCCUGUAUAUGGGGCCGGUGCACUACUCCUUGAGCCACAGGCACCGCCAUUUUUUUGUUUUUUUGAGACAGAGUCUCACUGUGUCACCCUCGGUAGAGUGCUGUGGCCUCACAGCUGACAACAACCUCAAAUUCUUGGGCUUAAGUGAUUUUUGUGCCUCAGCCUCCCAAGUAGCUGGGACUACAGGCGCCCGUCACAACGCCCGGCUAUUUUUGGUUGCAUUUGUCAUUGUUGAGCAGGCCUGAGCUGGGCUUGAACCCACCACCCUCGAUGUAUGUGGCCCCUGCCCUUACUCACUGAGCUACGGGUGCUGAGCCAGAUUAGUCAUUUCUAAAGGUAAUUCUGAUUGGACAGAACAUGAGCAUAUAACACUUCAUGAAUUCAGGACACCCUACACUUGUGGAAUGGAUCAUGUUUCCUUUGGUGUUUUUUUCACAAACCUGUAGUUCCUACUUGAGGGUGGCCUUAUUAGCUUUUUGGUUUGGGGACAAUUUAUCGCCCUCGGUAGAGUGCCGUGGCAUCACACAGCUCACAGCAACCUCCAACUCCUGGGCUUAAGCGAUUUUCUUGCCUCCCCAGUAGCUGGGACUACAGGUGCCCGCCACAAUGCCCAGCUAUUUUUUUGUUGCAGUAUGGCCAGGGCUGGGUUUGAACCCACCACCCCGGGUAUAUGGGGCCAGCACCCUACCCACUGAGCCACAGGCGCUGCCCAAUGAGGAACUUUCUUAGGAUCAGUGUAUAAAGGUGAAUUUAUUGCCCUUCCUCUUAACUCAGUCUCACUCUUUCCCUUCCAUUUUUGUCCACCUAGUCCCCUGCCCCAGCAAUUAUAGGAGAAAAAUCCAAACAACCAGGGGAAAACACCAAUGACACUGCCUGUUGGAGAUCAAAGCUGAGUCAGGAUGAACUACUGUUCAAUUUUUACAUGUGCUGAGAACUCUCAAAGAAACUAUCUGGUUUCUAUCUUAAUAGCUCUUGUUAAUUGACAAAUGUGGAAUAAGAUGAGGGAGAGGUCAAAAUCCCCCCUAACUUCCCAAAACAAAACCUGGAAGAGUUUAAUCAUUGGACACAAGAUAGUACUGUCAAAAAUACAAAAUCAGCUAUGAGUUGUAAAAUUUGUAAUGGUUCUACCUGUUCUAAGAUUGUAAAAUCAUAAACAUGUUCACUAGGAUAAAAAAUAAAAAUGGAAAACUAGGCUAGUGAAUUGAUCAGGCUACACCUACGUUCGUUGAGAUUGAGCACAUUCCAAGUUUUAUAUGCAUAAUCUACAAUCCUCAUUAUAAACCAGCAGUUAGAAAUUAUUAACUUCACUUUGCAGAUAGGAAACAUUUGCUCAGAGAGAUUAAACAAUUUGCCCAAGGUCACCCACUUGGUAAGGAAUUCAGCACAGUCAAGAGCUGAACUUGACACAGCAGAACUUGGUAGAGGUGAAUGUAGUGGCAGCGGAUUCUAAAACUACUGCUCUUCCUGCAACCUCUAACAGACGUGUUCUGGGCAGAUGCUUUAGCACAACAGGCAGAAAGUUCCCAAGACUUGUCCCAACCCUCAAGUGGAACAGCUUUCUCUUCAGUGGGAAUGUAUCACUUCCAUUUUUACCCUAAAAGAGACUGUAUUCACCCAAUUUGGCACCAAAAUACAGCAUCCCCCCCACAAAGAGAAUUCUCAAUCACCUUCUUCUCCACUUUUUAAAUUUGCAGGGACAGUAUUGUGAAAAAGUAAUACCAAUUGUGUGUGUACUUUAUUUUUUUGAGACAGUGUCUCACUUUGUCACCCCCAGUAGAGUGAUGUGGCAUCAUAACUCACAGCAAUCUUAGACUCUUGGGCUCAAGCGAUCCUCUUGCCUCAGCCUCCCAUGUAGCUGGGCCUACAGGCGCCAGCCUCAAGGCCUGGCUAUUUUUAGAGAUGGGUUCUUGCUCUAGCUCAGGCUGAUCUCCAACACGUGAGCACAAGCGAUCCCGCCUCCCAGAGUGCUAGGAUUACAGGCAUGAGCCACCGCGCCCGGCUGUGUGUGUACUUCAAUAUUCCAAACUCCUACUACUCUGUCCUCUUUAAAGACAAGUAUAAAUGUAAAUCGAAACUGUCAUAAGUCUCUGCAUUCAUUGGUUUGAGUCUUCCAGGCUCCUGCGGCGUUGUACACAAAUCCACAGACCUCCAAGAAGGCACCGAGCGCUCCCCUGAGGAGCAAGUGCCCUGUGUGGCAUCGCAGGCGUCCGAUUUUCCAUUUUCAAGACGAUGGCUUUUUUGCACAAGCAGUUGCUUCCGCCAGCAAUGCCCUAUCCGAGCCCCUGCUUUAAUGAAUACUUGAUCUCUGCUCAACGAAGGCUCCUUUUUGAUCAGCUCGGGCCCCUCACAAUUCCCUGAUACAGUUUAUGUUU